Fusarium graminearum PH-1 is the source of this 669-nucleotide messenger RNA. RefSeq lists its product as uncharacterized. The transcript has a single exon. The coding region runs from base 1 to 669 and encodes 222 amino acids. NCBI's taxonomy places the organism in Eukaryota, Fungi, Ascomycota, Sordariomycetes, Hypocreales, Nectriaceae. The record is from RefSeq and is a predicted model, not a curated record.
AUGGAUAUCCGAACCAUGUACGAUACCAAAGGGCAGGAGCUCAGUGUCGCGUGCCACAUCCUCGAAUGCCGCUACUCAACCAUUACCAGAAAAAAUUCCCUUCCUGGAUUUGAUUGUCUAAUAGUUGUACUUCGCCUCAUCUACGGUACCUUCAUGUUUGAGAAUGGUGGCUCUUGUCACUGGAUCGGUGCGGCCGAGACGAAGAACCACUUCUUGAGACAUGCUUGGUCUCCGUUCGGGCCAGAAGAACGAGAAGUCAGAGAGGAUGCCAAAGACAGAGAGAAGGUACUCAAGUCGAUAGCAGGCUGUGAUUAUUCCUUUGAAUUGCUUUGCAACUCUGAGCUCAUGAGCGAGACCUUCUGGUCACAAAAUACAUUCCAACUUUUUGAGGGCCUUCUUGUUGCCACGACCGCUAAAUAUGUCGAGUGCUCUCCAACACAAUUUGCAAACCAUUGUUUGCUGAAGCUCGACCUUGCUGCGGAUCCAACCAGCACUCUGGAGGGGGUCAUCAAACAAUCAUUCGGGCUUGUUCCCUUCCACGAUCAGUGGGUCUGGGCGAGACCAAAUCGUCCAUGGGUCAUCAGGGUCAUGUAUACACCCGAUGUGACCAUGUCUCGACGUCUCGACAUCAACGACUUUCGGACUCGAUGUGUGCCCAGACCUCGAUGA